AUGCACGAGAAGCCUCAGCCCGAGGGCAAGCCGCUGUUGGUGACCAUGGCGGUGCAUCAACCCGGAGAAGGGAAAGGAAAAGGAAAAGAUGGAGGCGAGAAAGGCAAAGGCACAGGCAGCAAGGUGUCCAAGACGGCCGCCCUUCCGGCCGGCUUGGUGGGCACUGUGCCCACUGCUUCCGCCGCCACCGAAGGUGGUAAAAAACCAAAGAAGGAGGUGCCCACAGGCUCUCAAAUUUGUGUGCGAAACUUGUCCAAGGACGCAAAGGAGGAAGAUCUCCGGAAACAAUUCAAAGGCUUUGGUAAAAUCACCGACGUCUCUGUGAAAACAUUCGAGAACGGCCAAGGGAAAGGAUAUGGCUUCAUCACCUUUAAAAAGCUUGAGGAGGCGCAAAAAGCUAUUGAGGGAAUGCACGAUAAGCCUCAGCCGGAGGGCAAGCCGCUGUUAGUAACGAUGGGAACUCGUCAACCCGGAGAAGGGAAAGGAAAAGGAAAAGAUGGAGGCGAGAAAGGCAAAGGCAAAGGCGGCAAAGGCAAAGGCGAAGCACAGGGACAGUGUCCUUACGGCAACUAUCCCUACUCGCAGGAACAGGGCAAGCAGCUGUCGCUGACCAUGGCCACCCGUCAACCCGGAGAAGGAACCGGGAAAGGAAAAGAUGGAGGCGAGAAAGGCGGCAGAGGUGACGGGCAGCAAAAUGCGCCCGCGCCGUAUCAGUAUCCUUACGGCUACUAUCCGUACUCGCAGGAACAGGUUCAGGCCUGGGCCAUGCAGCUGCAGUACUAUCAACAAGCUCAACAGGCACAACAGGCUCAACAGGCCCAACAGGCUCUGCAGGCUCAGGCCUACUAUCGCGGCUUGACCGGUGGCGUCAUCAUCCCCCGCGAGGCGGCCAUUUCUUCAGCGUCUGACCCUGCCUCAGAUGCACGUCCGUUUCUCGGGGAAAGUGCGGCACCUGCAGCUGGUGCGGCACCCUCGUCUGACAAGGUGUACACAGGUCAAGUGAAAUCGAUCAGCAAUAAAAACGGCUACGGUUUCAUCGCCUGUAGUGAGACAAAGGCUCUCUAUUCGCGGGACGUCUUCGUAGACGCCACGUUGUUGCCUGAUGUCCAGGUGAAUUCCAAGGUGAAUUUCACUGUGGAGCUCAGCCAGAAGGGCCAUCCACGGGCUUCCAAGGUGGUGAAGAUUGCAGAUGACUAGGC
This is a messenger RNA of Cladocopium goreaui, 1199 nucleotides long. The record is from the annotation of a GenBank genome assembly. Lineage: Eukaryota; Dinophyceae; Suessiales; Symbiodiniaceae.